Messenger RNA from Adineta steineri, 1998 nucleotides. The record is from the annotation of a GenBank genome assembly. Lineage: Eukaryota; Metazoa; Rotifera; Eurotatoria; Adinetida; Adinetidae.
AUGUAGUUACUUAAAGAACGUGAAGAAAAACAAUCAACUGUAGUAAAUGGUGAAGUUGAAGUAAGUUUAACUAGUGAAGAAGUUGCUGCUGCUCAAGGAAGACGAAAAAAAAAUCUUAAUUCUAAAGAACAUCAAUUAGAACUUCAAUUAAAACGUGUAUUAAAAAAGAAUUUUUUACAAAAACAUAAACAUCAUAUUGUUUGUAAUCUUGGUCAUGGUUUUCAUUUAAUUAAAACAUAUAUUCAUAAUGAAGAAAUUCGUUCACUUAUGUUUUCAUUACUUGAUGAAUCUAUAACAAAAACAUUAAUUUAUAAUAAGAAAACAACAAAUAUGAAUGAUAUACAUCGUCUAGUAAAAUAUUUUAAUGAAGUUUUUAUUGUUAUGGAUAAACCAUCAAAUGAUGAACAAGAAAGUCAACCAGUUACACUUGAAAAAUUACGUCAAGCUAUGAGUGAACAUUUAACUAAAUCAUCAUCACCUAUUCGUGUUAUUCUCUUUGCUAUUUAUGUUCGACUUCUUCAUUAUGAAUGUCGAUUAGUAUUUGCUGCUGAUCUACCACCAAUUCGUCCACGUGCUGAAAAACAAGAAAAACUUCGUAUACCACAUGGUAGUCUUACUAAAAAUAUUAAGAAAAAACAAAAACAAACUUUAACUGAUGACGAUGAUGAUAAUAGCACUAGUAUGAGCAAUGAAGAUACAUCACGAUUACAUUCACAUGAUCAUUCAUCAGAUGUAUCUCGUGUUGUUGCUUCAACUUCAUCACAAUUAGUUAAAAAUAAUCGAGCAAUUUCACCACCAUCAGCAACAACUGAUAAACCGGUAAAAACUAAAAAAGAAUCUCGUCGUUUAAUGCCUCGUUAUUAUUGGAUUGAAAUAUUUCUUGAAACAACCGAUAAUGGUUAUAUUCCAAUUGAUGUUUAUACAUCAAAAAUUAAUUCUAUUAUGGAUUUUGAAGUUAAUAUUAAAUUUUCGAUGCUUUAUGUAUGGGCAUUUGAUACUGAUUUAUCGAGUUCAUAUGCAAAAGAUGUAACGAAAAGAUAUUCACAAAAAUGGUUAACAACACCUUAUCGUACAGCACAUAUUGAACAUAAAACAAAUGGUGAUCCAAAAUGGUAUCAAAAAUUAAUGAAAAAAUAUCAACCAAAAGAUAAAACAAAAUCUCGAUAUUCUCAACAUGAAAAUAAACAAAUUGAAGAUCAAUUAGCGAGACAACCAAUUCCUCAAUCAAAAUCAGAACUCGUUGGUCAUCCAUUAUAUGUAUUGAAAUCGAAAUUACUCAAAUUUGAAGGAAUCUAUCCAAAUGAUACACCUCCUGUUGGAUGGCUUAAAGAAGAACCAAUUUAUCCUCGAGAAAAUAUUCAUAUUUUACGUUCAAAACAAACAUGGCUUAAAGAAGCACGACAAGUCAAUAAAGAUGAAGAACCAUAUAAAAUUGUUGAUGGACGAAUAAAAAAUAUGGAUCGUAAAAUGGGUGUAACAACAAGACCUGAAUUAGAAUUAUUUGGUGAAUGGCAAACAUCUGAUUAUGUUCCACCAACAGCAAAAGAUGGUAUUGUACCAUGUAAUGAAUAUGGAAAUGUUGAUUUAUUCAAACCAGAAAUGUUACCACAUGGUUGUGUUCAUAUUAAUGAAUCUAAUGCUGCUCGACUUUGUAAAAAAUUACAAAUUAAUUAUGCCGAAGCAAUUACCGGUUUCGAUGCACAUGGUGGUGGAUCUCAUCCAGUGAUAGAAGGUAUUGUUAUAUGUAAAGAAUUUGAACAAACUUUACGUGAUGCACUUGAAGAACAAAAACAAAUAACGAUUGAAAAAGAGAUAAAGAAAAAAGAUGAACGUGUUUAUAAAAAUUGGCGAAAACUUAUUCGUGGUUUAAUUAUUAAACAAAAUCUUGCAAGAAAAUAUGCUGACGAUGAUGAUGGUGGCGAUUUAGCAACUGAUGCAAAAUAUCAAUGGCCUAUAUUACCAAAAGAAAAUAAUGAUAAUGACGACGAUUUCAUGUAA